Molecule: messenger RNA, 1035 nt
Organism: Lithohypha guttulata
Lineage: Eukaryota; Fungi; Ascomycota; Eurotiomycetes; Chaetothyriales; Trichomeriaceae
Exons: 3
Coding region: 1-1035 (344 amino acids)
Biological process (GO): butanediol biosynthetic process
Cellular component (GO): cytoplasm
Molecular function (GO): (R,R)-butanediol dehydrogenase activity; zinc ion binding
Source: RefSeq, a predicted model, not a curated record
AUGCGUGCACUUCGAUAUCACGGCACAAAAGAUCUUCGGGUCGAACACGAUGUACCAGAGCCGAAAUGUGGAGAUAACCAGAUCAAGGUCAAGCCUGCGUUUGUUGGUAUCUGCGGCACCGACCUCCAUGAGUAUAGCUCAGCAACAUUCAUUCCAACUAAGGAGAAUCCACAUCCAGUGACCAAGGAAUCCAUGCCGGUCACGAUCGGCCACGAAUUCUCAGGAACAGUGCUCGAAAUUGGCUCGAAAGUUCAGACGGAUAUCAAGGUAGGCGACAAGGUAGCAGUGCAGCCGACAAUUGCUUGCUUUGAAUGUGGAGCUUGCAAAGAUGGAUUGAUCAAUUGCUGCGAUUCUGCAGGAUUCAUUGGUUUGAGUGGUGGUGGCGGCGGUCUGAGCGAUGCUGUUUGCGCUGGGGCCGAGUUUGUGUUCAAGCUGCCUCCAAAUAUUGACUUGGAUAUCGGAGUCGAGGCUGCCGGAAUUCAAAAAGGUGAUGACGCCGUAGUCAUGGGCGCGGGACCGAUUGGUUUAGGCGUAAUCCAGUGCCUAAAGGCAGAAGGAGCGAACAAGAUCAUUGUGGCAGAAGUGGCAAAGGAGAGACAGAACUUUGCUAAACACUUUGGAGCAACACAUAUACUCGAUCCACGACACGAGGAUGUUGUCGCCAAAUGCAAGGAGUUGACUGGCGGCCAAGGUCCACAGAUUGCUCUCGACUGCGCUGGAGUGGCGGCAAGCGUGAAGACGGCAUGCCUAGCAGUGCGCGCAAAUGGAAGGAUCGUGAACGUGGCCAUCUGGGAGAAGGAAGUUCCUUUCAAUCCCAACAAUGUCGUCUUCGGCGAGAAGAAGUAUUCAGGAGUUCUUGGAUAUCUGCAGAAAGAUUAUCGUGGAGUGAUAGAGGCGCUCGGCUCCGGUGCACUAAAGCCAGAGAAGAUGAUCACAGGCAAGAUCGCCAUAGAUCGAGUCGUGGAGGAUGGGUUUGAACCGUUAAUCAACGAGAAGGAGAAGCAUGUGAAGAUAUUGGUAGAUCUGUCGAAGUGA